AUCAGCACAAAUCCGCCACAGAAUAUACCAUCAAGAUGAGAGGAAAACGGUCAAAGCAAUAUCGCAAGCUCAUGGAGCAGUUCUCCAUGACGUUUGGCUUUCGCGAGCCAUAUCAGGUCCUAGUGGACGCGGAAAUGGUUAAAGAUGCGAACAAGUGUACCAUGGACCUAGCGGCUAGGUUGCAGAGCACAGUUCACGGCAAAGUCAAGCCAUUAAUCACCCAAUGCGAAAUCCGAAAGCUCUACGCAGACAAAGACCAGCCCGGCGGCAAUGCGGCGAUUGAACUGGCCAAGACAUUCGAACGAAGACGCUGUGGCCACCACCCAGAUGAAUACCCCAAACCCCUCGAGACGAUAGAGUGCCUGCGGUCCGUCGUGGACCCCAAAUCAACCGGCGAGAACAAGCAUCGCUACGUGGUUGCCAGCCAGAACCUGGAUGUCCGGAGAAUGCUGCGUGGGAUCAGGGGAGUGCCGCUGAUAUACAUCAAGCGGAGCGUCAUGAUUCUGGAGCCCAUGGCGGAUGAGAGCGUGCAGAUUCGGGAACGAGAGGAGAGACGGAAGUUCAGGGCGGAGCUCAAGAAGACGGUUGGCAAGCGGAAACGCGAAGAGAAAGACGAGGGUGCGGACAAUGGCGAUCACAGUGAAAGCGACGACGAAGACGGCGACCGACGCAAGGCCACACAAGCACCCACGACCGAGAAGAAACCCAAGAAACACAGAGGCGCCAAGGGAGCAAAUCCCUUAUCAGUGAAGAAGAAGAAGCCGCAGCAAACGCCAAAGAAGGAGACCGACAAGAAGCCAGAGACUGCUGCAUCAGACACCAAGGCGAAGAGGAAGCGACGGAAGAAGACCAAAUCAGAAAAUGCGACAGCGCCCGGCGCCUCAGAGCCGGCUGCGGCAGCCCCGAGCAAUGCCGGAGGAGAGAGCUGAAAGGCGUGGCGGUUCUCAUGAUGAGCGAAACAAUGGAGACUGGGGCGCUGUGGUCAUUGGUAGAGGACAAUGACAGUGCUCAGGGCGUUGAGCAUGGAGUUGUAAUAAUUAUGUGAUGACUACCUAGCAUAUGGCUAUGGCCGGUAGAAGCGACUGUGAAUAUUACCUAGUACAUACGAUUG
Molecule: messenger RNA, 1111 nt
Organism: Trichoderma reesei QM6a
Lineage: Eukaryota; Fungi; Ascomycota; Sordariomycetes; Hypocreales; Hypocreaceae
Exons: 3
Coding region: 36-929 (297 amino acids)
Cellular component (GO): nucleolus; small-subunit processome
Molecular function (GO): small ribosomal subunit rRNA binding
Source: RefSeq, a predicted model, not a curated record